AUGGACGUUGGAGGCAGCACUAUUCCCGGUAAGACAUCAUGCACACUUCUGCAAAAGGGCGAACAGGCGUUACCGGAUAAAACUGCAGCCUUGAUCGAAGCCCAGACUAUUAAUGCGAAGAUUAUCAGAGGAAUCCAAGGCCUCGCAUUCCCUGGUGGUCCUUCGGACCCGAUUGUGACUAUCGAAGCCAGGUCCACCAGCGUUGCUCUCUUCUCCGAGCCUGAGCCUCCCGCCUUGCCCCCGUUAUACAAGAGCCUCAUUGCUGCAGCGCGAGCUACAGUCAUUCUUGAGGCUGCGGUGAAGCUCUUUGAGACAUACCAUCGCUCUGUGCUCGACAUCUGGCGUGAUGCUGUGAAAGAACUACAAGGAAAUACUGGAAUCUCGUCCGAGAUGGUGGCCGCUGUGAUGAACGCGAUUGUGCGCGCUCGGCAGGCCUUCCUUGCAUUACCGAAUACAACCGAGCCUAUAUCUUCUUUCAGACCCUUUUUGAAAGUUCUGGACCAAUGGAUCGCUUUGCGCGAGAAACGCCUAGGCUAUGCCACCAGGAGGAAUUUCACCAUGAGCUUGAGCACGAAGAACCCAAAACGUGUCGCCAGCGCUGAGCAAACACGUCACUCAGAAGCCCAUGUGGUUGAGAAAAGUACCAAGUCGCUGACUGGAAAGAACGGCCAACAUGGUAAAAAGACUGGCUUAGAUAACACUUCCACCUCCAUCGAUUGCACUUCCGAAUCCCAUAAUGUCCCCAGGCCCAUAGCCGCAAGCUCUUCCAACAACGAGGCGCUCCAAUCUCUGCGAGCCGAGAACCAACUAUUACGCACCCUCAACGAGGGACAAGCACGUAUGAUGGAUCAGUUGACUAUUGAUCGCGAGAAACUGUGGACCAGGCUGCAGAACUACGUCAACCCAAUCCAAAGAGCCAAAGGUUAUCCUGAGUGGGAGGAGGAUCAGAUGGACCUCUUUCUGGGUAAUUGCGACCACUUCUCCCAUACUAAUAUGGAAGACGGCGAUGAGACCUAA
Messenger RNA from Colletotrichum truncatum, 1017 nucleotides. The record is from RefSeq and is a predicted model, not a curated record. NCBI's taxonomy places the organism in Eukaryota, Fungi, Ascomycota, Sordariomycetes, Glomerellales, Glomerellaceae.